UGCAGCAGUCUGCAUCACCAGACAAACCUGACGGAUUUCUGUGGGUUUGUGAAAAACACCAGCUCCUGUGACAUCGACGACGGUUUCAUCAACUACACUCAGCUUCUCUACUGUAGCUUCAGUGAUAUCCCCAUCUGGCUGGCUUGCAUUUUUCUAUUUAUCUGGUGGCUGUUCUUGUUUUGUGGUCUGGCAGUAACAGCUGAUGAUUUCUUCUGCCCAUCACUUGCUGUCAUUUCGGAGAGUCUACGGCUGAGUCACAAUGGUGUGACAUUUCUGGCCUUUGGGAAUGGGGCUCCUGACAUCUUUUCAGCCAUUGCCUCAAUUGGCAACGCCAAGGGUGGAGAUGCUGGCCUGGCAAUUGGGGCUCUGUUCGGUGCUGGAGUGUUUGUGACGGCGGUUGUUGCCGGAUCUAUCUCCAUCAUCAAACCGUUCAAAUCCAUGGAGCGGCCUUUCCUCCGCGACGUUAUCUUCUACCUGGCAGCCACCUACUGGGCCUGGUGGGUCAUGUGGGACAAGAAGAUCACCCAGAUGGAGGCUGCAGGUUUUAUCAUCCUCUAUGUUGUGUAUGUGAUAGUGGUGGUAGCUGGACGAUACAUCAACCAGAAACUUAAAAAGAGAAUUGGACAAGAAAUUUCCAGCGUCAUUGACAACGGUUUUGUGGAUGCCCUUCACGAUGAUAACAGUUCAGGAGUUCUAGAAUCAGGGGUAGCCAACAUGUACAGAACAUCUCCUGGGAGCAACGUACAAAUAGAGGAAUCCACGUUACUUCUUCAUCACACACAGAAGCGAAACAACACAGUGGUUAGAAACUUUCUAGACGACAUCAAUCCUAUAGUUCCAGAGGAGUGGCGGGAGAAACGAUGUCUGGGGAAAAUGUAUGAAAUAUUUAAGAGCCCUCUUGUUCUGCUCUUGAAACUGACUGUGCCAGUCGUUAGCGUGAAGGUCGAGGAUGAUCCCGAGGACAUACAGAAUUGGAACAGACUUCUGAACUCAGUGCAUGUCUUCACAGGGCCAGUGUUUGGAAUCUUUGUCAUAGGAGUUGGUUUUAAUGAAAUUGGCGGUGUUUUCCCCAUAUAUGGAAUAGUCAUCAUUGUUUGUGCCAUCUUAGCUGUCAUCGUCUACUUUACCUCAAAAACUGACGAAAGACCAGUUUACCACACAGCUUUUGCUUUUCUGGGAUUUGUUGUGGCUGUCAUCUGGAUCUACAGUAUAGCCAAUGAAAUCGUCAAUAUACUUCAGGCAUUUGGUGUAGUCCUUGACCUUUCAGACGCCAUUUUGGGCUUGACUUUGCUGGCAUGGGGAAAUAGUAUUGGAGAUCUCAUAGCGGACACAACCAUGGCUAGGCAAGGUUAUCCAAGAAUGGGAAUAUCUGCGUGUUUUGGAGGACCUUUGUUUAAUCUGCUUCUUGGUCUGGGGAUUCCAUUCACAAUCGCCUGUUUCAACAAUGGAGGAACAUUUCAUCUGAAGAUUACUUUUGAGGAAAUGAUUCUAGCUGGCGGCCUGGCCGUGUCCUUGAUAUCCUCUCUUGUCAUUGUAACCUUCAGCAAGUUUCAGAUGUCAAGGCCAUAUGGGAUUUACCUGCUCUGUCUAUACGUGGCAUUCCUCACAGUGGCGGUGUUAACAGAAGUCAAUAUAAUACCGAAUUUUACGUUAUAA
This is a messenger RNA of Candidula unifasciata, 1656 nucleotides long. Lineage: Eukaryota; Metazoa; Mollusca; Gastropoda; Stylommatophora; Geomitridae. The record is from the annotation of a GenBank genome assembly.